UGACCGCCUGUCAUGGAGGGCAGCGACGAUCUCUCGUCGCAUUACACGGUGUUUGAGGGCUCCUCCGAGCAGGACGUGAUGUCCUGUAAGAUAUUCUGGAACUCGGUGAGCUUGCAGCCGCCGCUGGAGUCCAGGCUGGUGACGGGAGACAUGGACCAGCGACGGAGGGCUGCCGCCAGCCCCCGACUGCAGAAGAACUAUGCACACGAGCUUCCCAUUGAAGAUAUCCAGAAUGAACAACUCAUAUAUCAAGCCCAAAAAGAAGAUUAUCUAGAGCAGAAGGCUAUUUAUCUAGAAGCGGCUCAAAGAAGGGAAGAGAUUAUAGCACUCCUGAAAAAGCAAAGAGAAGAUCGAAUUAAGAAAGAAGCCAUUUCCCUGCCAUUUAAACCAGUAAUUACAGAAAGAGAACAAAGGUCUUGUCCAUCUCACAAAGACAUAGAAGUUCUGGAAGAUGUAAAGGCUGUUCGUCAGCUUCAAUAAUUCUCUUUUAAACCAUGUGAUAAACCCUAUAAUUAUUUAUGGAUACUCCUUUGGAAAUACUGUGAUAAGCUGUAUGAUAUUUUAUGUUUAAAGACUCUUUUAGGAUAAUCCGUGAGUCCACAAGUAUUGUGUUUAAAAGUGGGCCUCCAAACCAGGACUGUAUCAAAAUAGGUUAGUAAGCAUUUGCCAUGUUUAUCUUGCAUUAGAGAUCAA
Pelobates fuscus (common spadefoot toad) is the source of this 693-nucleotide messenger RNA. It is a transcript of the gene HOATZ, whose product is annotated as HOATZ cilia and flagella associated protein. Gene Ontology annotation, biological process: cilium assembly. The transcript has 6 exons. The record is from RefSeq and is a predicted model, not a curated record. Lineage: Eukaryota; Metazoa; Chordata; Amphibia; Anura; Pelobatidae. Bases 13 to 480 code for a protein of 155 amino acids.